Molecule: messenger RNA, 2057 nt
Organism: Thamnophis elegans (Western terrestrial garter snake)
Lineage: Eukaryota; Metazoa; Chordata; Lepidosauria; Squamata; Natricidae
Gene: ETS1
Product: ETS proto-oncogene 1, transcription factor
Exons: 8
Coding region: 409-1650 (413 amino acids)
Biological process (GO): regulation of transcription by RNA polymerase II; cell differentiation
Cellular component (GO): nucleus
Molecular function (GO): DNA-binding transcription factor activity, RNA polymerase II-specific; sequence-specific DNA binding
Source: RefSeq, a predicted model, not a curated record
GAGGAGGAGGAGGAGUGGGGACGCUCGCAGCGGCUGCGAAGGAGAAACGCCCUAGCAAGCCGAAAGGGAACGCGGAAGGGAGCGAGAGCCGCGGCCGGAGCCCAUCAGGGCCGCGCUGAAGAGCGGGCGAGCGAGCGAAGAGGGGCCGCCAGAGAAGCGACCCAGCCAGGCAGCCACUCCGCCAGCCGGCCCGGGGUCUCCUGCCAAUUUUGCGCCUCGACGUCCAAGAGGGUAGCCCAGGCUUCCUCCCCCAUCCCCCGUCCCCUCCACCGAGGUCCCUCUUCCCCUUGCCCGGCUCCCAGGCUCUCUCCGCGAACCUUUCACCAUGAAGGCGGCGGGCGACCCGAAGCCCACCUUGACCAUCAUCAAAGCCGAGAAGGUGAGGUGGAUCUCUUCCCAUCCCCCGAUAUGGAAUGUGCAGAUGUGCCUUUGUUAACUCCAAGCAGCAAAGAAAUGAUGUCUCAGGCAUUAAAAGCCACAUUCAGUGGUUUCACAAAAGAGCAGCAACGACUGGGAAUACCCAAAGAUCCUCACCAAUGGACAGAAACUCAUGUACGGGACUGGAUUAUGUGGGCCAUGAAUGAAUUUAGUCUGAAGGACGUAGACUUCCAGAAGUUCUCCAUGAAUGGAGCUGCCCUGUGUGCUCUAGGGAAAGACUGCUUCCUUGAAUUAGCACCAGACUUUGUAGGAGACAUUCUUUGGGAACAUCUGGAGAUGUUGCAGAAAGAAGAGAUCAAGCCAUAUCCAGCAAAUGGAAUAAAUGCUGCCUAUCCAGAAUCUCGCUACACAUCCGACUACUUCAUUAGUUAUGGCAUUGAGCAUGCUCAGUGUGUGCCUCCAUCAGAGUUUUCUGAGCCCAGCUUCAUCACAGAGUCCUACCAGACUCUCCAUCCAAUCAGCUCUGAGGAGCUCCUAUCUCUCAAAUAUGAGAAUGAAUACCCACCGGUCAUUCUUCGCGACCCAAUGCAGAUGGACUCCCUGCAGACAGACUACUUCACAAUCAAACAGGAAGUCGUAACACCGGAUAACAUGUGCAUGGGGCGUGCCAGCCGAGGUAAACUUGGGGGCCAAGAUUCUUUUGAGAGUAUAGAGAGUUAUGACAGUUGUGACCGCCUGGCGCAGUCCUGGAGCAGCCAGUCGUCCUUCCAGAGUCUCCAGCGCGUCCCUUCCUAUGAUAGCUUUGAUUCGGAGGACUAUCCUGUCCCUCUGCCCAACCACAAGCCCAAAGGCACUUUCAAGGACUAUGUUCGAGACCGAAGUGACAUGAACAAGGACAAACCUGUCAUUCCUGCUGCUGCCCUGGCCGGUUACACAGGUAGUGGACCUAUUCAGUUAUGGCAAUUCUUGCUGGAACUUCUGACAGACAAGUCCUGCCAGUCAUUCAUUAGCUGGACAGGUGAUGGCUGGGAAUUUAAACUUUCUGAUCCUGAUGAGGUGGCAAGGAGAUGGGGCAAAAGGAAAAACAAACCAAAAAUGAACUAUGAGAAGCUGAGCCGCGGAUUGCGCUACUACUACGACAAGAACAUCAUCCACAAGACCGCAGGGAAGCGCUACGUGUAUCGUUUCGUGUGUGAUCUUCAAAGUUUGUUGGGUUACACUCCGGAAGAGCUCCAUGCUAUGUUGGAUGUGAAGCCAGAUGCUGACGAGUGAAUGGAUCAAUUUUACCAAAAUCGAACAAUCUGCAGAACAUAAGGACUUUUAUUUCUUUCUUACCCCCCAAUCCUUAUUUUCCUUAAGAAAAAAAAAGAAAAGAAAGGAAAAAAUAGCAUAAUUUUUCAUUAAGAAGGGGUAGGAUUUUAAGCUUUUGAAUGAAACUGUGAUAUAGGUUGGCUGGGAGGAGGAAGAACCAAGUUUCCAAUUUACAUCUUCUUGGAGUUGUAUUUGCAGCUGGGAUUUUAGAAGUCAGGAAAAUGACCGCCAUUUUGUUACAUCUAUUUAAUGAAUUCAUAUCAUCCCCUUUCUUCCGGUUUUAAAAACUGACAAUUGGUGUGUUUGUAAGACAGCGCUGUCUUUAACUGAUGGAGAACAGUCUUAAGUGGCAAACCGUCCUGUUUUAC